Paramecium pentaurelia is the source of this 1429-nucleotide messenger RNA. NCBI's taxonomy places the organism in Eukaryota, Ciliophora, Oligohymenophorea, Peniculida, Parameciidae. The record is from the annotation of a GenBank genome assembly.
GUAAAUGAAACCUUGCUAACUUCCAGAUGACAUAAUUUAACAUUAUUCAAAUUACCGUAAUAAAAAGAGCAAAUUGAAAGUGAGCACAAUAUUAGGCUCUAGAUUUGAGAUUGAUGAUAAAUAUGAAAUAUUAGACAAUAGUAUAAUUUAUUGUAUUAUAUGACUAGUUGGUUAAGGAGCAUAUGGUAUAGUUGUAGCAGCUAGAGAUAAUACAUUAGAUGCUGAGGAUAAUUUAGUUGCAAUAAAAAAGAUUGAAAAAGCUUUCGAACAUAAAAUAUUUACUAAGAGAACUUUAAGAGAAUUGCGUCUACUAAGAUUAUUAUAACAUGAAAAUGUAUAUAUCAAUUAUAUUUAGAUUAUUGGAAUCAAUACAAUACUACUUCCAAAAUCAAGAGAAGAAUUCGAAGAUAUGUAUAAAUUAAAAUGAUUUAGUUACGUUGUUCAAGAAUUGAUGGAAACAGAUUUAGCUUAGAUCAUUAAGUCAGAUUAAAAUCUAGCAGAUGAACAUUGUUAAUUUUUCCUUUAUUAAUUAUUAAGAGGUCUUAAAUAUAUACAUUCUGCAAAUGUGGUUCAUAGAGAUUUAAAACCACGUAAUUUAUUAGUUAACAGUAAUUGCGAUCUAAAGAUUUGUGAUUUUGGUCUGGCAAGAGCUUUAAUACCUGAUUUAAAAGUAAAAUUUACAAAUGAUAUUAACUCUAGGCAAAAGCAGGUGUAUUAACUGAUUAUGUUGCUACUAGAUGGUAUAGAGCUCCAGAAUUACUAUUAUCAUGGAGAAAUUAUACAUAAAGUGUAGAUGUUUGGUCUGUUGGUUGUAUUUUUGCAGAAUUGUUAAGACGAAAACCUUUCUUACCUGGAAUGGAUACAAAGAAUCAAAUAGAAUUGACAUUUGAAGUAAUUGGUACUCCAUCUGAAUAAGAAUUGAAUAUGAUUCCUAAAGAAAAAUAUAGAACUAUUGCAAAAGGACUUCCUAAAAGACCAGGAAAGGAUUUUAAUAAAUUAUUUCCUAAUGCUUCUAAUCUUGCUAUUGAUUUAUUGAAAAGCUUACUUACUUUUGAUGCUAAAAAAAGAAUAACUGUUGAGGAUGCUUUAAAACAUCCUUAUUUAUCUGCUUUACAUUGUCCUGAUGAUGAAGUAUAUGAUAUAUAUUAUAAUACCAGCCUAUUGCAGUACCAGUAUAAAGGAUAGAUUUCGAAUUCGAAGAGUAUAAUAUGACACUUCAAUAACUUAAAGGUAUUAUAUUAAAAUAAAAUAGAUUGUAUUUAUGAGGAAAUAUUGGUAUAUCACUUUAAAGAUUUUAAAGAUGAAUAUGAAACUAAAAAGCGAAAUUCAUCAUCCAUAAUAAACCAUAUAAUAAAAAAUGAAAACUCAAAAAUAAUAGAUCCAGAUGCUGAUGAUGAUGACAACGAUUCUGAUGAAGAACCUAUUUGAU